Molecule: messenger RNA, 2427 nt
Organism: Rhinichthys klamathensis goyatoka
Lineage: Eukaryota; Metazoa; Chordata; Actinopteri; Cypriniformes; Leuciscidae
Gene: chst15a
Product: carbohydrate (N-acetylgalactosamine 4-sulfate 6-O) sulfotransferase 15
Exons: 8
Coding region: 538-2097 (519 amino acids)
Biological process (GO): hexose biosynthetic process
Molecular function (GO): N-acetylgalactosamine 4-sulfate 6-O-sulfotransferase activity
Source: RefSeq, a predicted model, not a curated record
AGAGAUAUGCAUUUGUGCGCCUGAACAGAGACAGAAAGGCUUUCAUCAACUCAGUCGCUCAGAAAGUUCUCUAUAUCGCGGACUCAAAUGCAAUCACAAGCGUUCAAUGGAAUAUUAAAGCUGGCAAGUUGUCAAGGAAUAGACCUUUCUGUUAUCUGAGCUUCUGUUGGGGCGUUUGUGACCUUGACAACCAAAUCUGCACUGUGUUUGUGCUGGUGCGCUGUCAACCCCGCUGCCGCUGUGUCAUUUGUGGCAGCUAAAUUGAAGGAGUGCUCCAAUCGUCUUGCCCCUCGCCACGCGUGCGGGAAGCCCUGCUCAUUCCACUGUCUGUCUUCCUGCCCACAAACAUUCCAUUAUAAACAAUGACCUGAAGCCAUAUAGCAUCUGCUCCAUGAAAGAUGUUGAUUUCAUUGGCAAAACACAGCUCUUUUGGGUUAUGGUGCACUGAGCGGUAUGAUGGAGCAGACCUCGUACAAUAACUUGCAUCGAUGGGAUUCACUUUAUAUGCAAAGUGAACACAACUAACAUAAUACAAAAAUGGACCACAAGCAUGGCCUUCUAAACGCCUUUGAUGAAAAAGUGGAGUACUGCAAAAGCAAGCCCAGCAACAGGUCGAUGAGUGUAUGGACGUUCACAGAGAACAACAGAGCACAACAUCAAGCAUGGGGCCCAUGGACACUCUGGUCUGUACGGAAAAUCAAAAUCUUAAGCUUUCUUUUUGGACUUACAGUCACCAUUCUAAUCAUGGCGUCUUACAUCUUGACGAGGGACCAGAAAGGGCUCUUUUUAACGCCGUCACCGUAUCACCUUACCGUAGUGUCUCAUCUGGCACAGCAACCCCUUAAUCUGUCUUUCACUACUGACAACACCGUUGUGAGAGAAGUGGUGAGGAGGAUUGUAGCCAAAGUGGAUUUCAGUUGUAGAAGAGUGCCUGACCUGGGAGAAGUGAGAGAGAAAGAGGCAAACAUAUUCACUGCAAUUCCUCGAAUAUUUCUUCCCAAUCUCAAGAACCCCUGCUGGUAUGAAGAAUUCUUUGGGAAUAUCACAGCCGAUCCAUAUGGGAAAAACUUGUAUGCCCUUUACUCAAAGCGCUUCCAAGCAAUAUAUGACCACCUGCGCAGAGCGUUUCCAGCUCACCUGCAUCAGCAUGCUGGUAGACAUUACCGCCUGCGCUGCCUGCCCUUGUUUUACAUCAUCGGCCAGCCCAAGUGUGGCACCACAGAUCUCUACGACCGCUUACGGCUACAUCCAGAGGUCCAUUUCACCACGAUGAAGGAACCACACUGGUGGACACGAAAGAGGUUUGGUAUCAUCAGGUCAGGUAAUGCUUUUCAGAACCCCUAUCCACUGAACGACUACCUGGAUCUUUUUGACCAAGCAGCCAAUCAGAUUCAAGAUCACUUGAUGAGCAACUCCUCCAAAAGCCACAAAAAAGUCAACAUCAUAAUCGGUGAAGCGAGCGCAUCCACAAUGUGGGACAAUAAUGCUUGGGUUUAUUUUUACGACAAUGGAACGGGGGUGGAGCCUCCUUUUCUGGUUCAAGACUUCAUUCAUGCUGUCCAACCAGAUGCCAGAUUCAUUGUGAUGCUCAGAGACCCAGUAGAGAGGCUUUACUCAGACUAUCUAUACUUUGGCAUGGCUAAUAAAUCUGUGGAGGAUUUUCAUGAGCGAGUAUCAGAAUCGCUGCACCUGUUUGAGGGCUGCUUGGCUGAGAGGUCCAUCCGUUCCUGCAUUUACAACACCACUCUUAACAACUUGAUGCCUGUGAGGCUUCAGGUGGGACUGUAUGUCAUAUACCUGCUGGACUGGCUGAAUGUUUUCAGUAGAGAGCAAAUUCUCAUCCUACGACUGGAGGAUCAUGCAGCCAACCGGAAAAUCACUAUGCGGAGAGUCUUUGAAUUUCUUCAGUUGGGUCCUCUUACUCUCCAGAAGGAAGCAGACAUCACAAAGAGUCCCGCCUCAAACACCAGACGACCAGCCAAUCGAAAUCUAGGCCCAAUGCUGCCCAUAACCAAGGAGAUCCUGCAGAACUUCUACAGGCCUUUUAACCAGCGCCUGUCGCAGGUGCUGAAGGACCCUGCCUUUCUCUGGACGUAACCCUGAGGAAGAGGGAAUAAACAGACAUGGAUUAUUGUAAUAGAUAAAAGGGACACAAAUUAAACUCUAGGCUGGUACUGGGUGGCUGGUAUCACCUUUGGCCAGAAUUUAAAUUAAAGCAAACUUCUUCUAUAUAGUGAUACCACUGACUUUUUUUUUUUUGUUUUUUGCUUUGGUUAUUGGUGCUGGACACUUUUUAAUUAUUGCACUUUGAUACUCUGAGAGUAUUUGGUCACAAUGACCACUGAUAAAUUAACAAUUUAUUUAGUCAGUAUGACCACUGAGAAAUUAAUAGGCCUAGACGAUUUAUUUAAUGUAUCCGUUAUAUGG